UUGAACUGGCGUCGCAGUCGCGUUUGCAGCAUCCAAUUUCGAUGGCAAGAAAUAAAAUGUUAUUGUUUAUUUGUACAAGUUGUUAAGUGUAUAUGCAUGUCGGGUAACUUGUAAACGAAAAAUGAACACAAUUCGUUGUUAACAGUUAACGAGCAUAUAAUGAGCGAACAUACGACUGUAUAAAGUUAAAAAAGACAAAACCAGCUUCAACCUCUGCGCAAACGCGUCGGCUAGUUUAAGUCGAGAACCGAACAAAAGCAAGGGAACACCUUAAGCAGUUUUACCUUUUGCAGCAGUGCCCCCAAAUGUCGCUGACGCGACGCUUCAGUUUGACGCUGCUGCUGCUGCUACCGCUGCUGACGUCGUUGCUUGCAGCAAUUCCGGUUUUACAGGCCAACUUGUCGCCUGCGCCGUCGUCGUCGCCUGGGCCAGGCGUGCGAAUACUGCGCGCGCCUGAAUCGACAGUGGCGCCACCUGGCGACGAGGUGGUGUUUGUGUGUGAGACCAGCUUGCCGCCGGAAUAUUUCGAAUGGAGCUACGCAUCGAGCCGCAGUCAUCCGCCACGUUUUAAAUAUUUAAAAUCGAGCAGCGCCAAAGCCAAUCAUAAUAUAACUAUUACACACAAUAAUGACAUAUCCAAGCUGCGCGUCAUUGUGCGCCCCGAGACCUUGGGCGAGUAUCGUUGUGUCGCCUGGUUUGGACCACUGGCCGUCACAUCCACCACAGCGCGUCUGGAGAUGGCCAGCAUAAGUGGAGAUGGCGCUGACACUGACCAGCGGGCGCAUUGGCGUGUUGCGGCCGGCAAUACUGUGCUCUGGCACUGUGGCCAGGUGGCUUCGAAUCCGGCGCCCAGCUGGAGCUUCUAUUACAAUGACAACGAGAUGCCACCAGCUUCUACGCUCAGCGAUUCCAAUGGCACGCUCCUGCUGCCGCAUGUUUCCGCGGCGAGCAGCGGCAGCUACAGCUGCGUGGCCACCAACACGGCAUCUGGAGUGCGCCUGGCGUUGCCCAGCCGAUUGGAACUGCAAGUGCCGGCUGCGGCCUUGGCCAGCACAGCUCCAGCACUGCUCAAUGGGCAGCGUGUGCGCACUCAGGUGUUCGCCAAGGCAGGCGAGACUGUGCUGUUGCUGUGUCCGGGCGUGGGCUAUCCGCCACCGACUGCUGUCUGGAGCAGCCCCAAUGUGCCCGGCGCUGUCUACAACAACCGGACGCGUGUGCUGCCCUAUGGACUGCAGAUUAGUGCACUGCAGCCACUGGAUGCGGGCACCUAUAUAUGCUAUCUGGACAAUGGCAUACGGCCCGCUCUGGAGCACUUCAUUGAGCUGGUCGUGCAGAAGUCGCCGCGUAUCUUGCGCCCGCCCACAGCCAAUUUGACCAACGAGGGUGAGCGCAUGCAGCUGGAGUGUGAGGCCACGGGAAUGCCAAAGCCAGAGAUCUACUGGCUGCUCAAUGGCGAAAGUAGCGUCUACGAUGUCGAAGCGGAGCAGGUGCCCAAUGGCCACCUAAUCCUGCACAGCGUGCAAAAGCGACAUGCCGGCUACGUGCAAUGCUUUGCAAGAAAUUCGCUCGGCGAGCACAGCGCCGGCACACUGCUUCAGGUCAAUCCCAAACAGUUACCGGACGGCGAGGGCACGGGCAUGGACUCGGGCAGGUCGUCCGCUCGACCCACGCACAGUCGCAAACAGAAGCAACAGACGCAAAUGGUGCCGCCGUCGGCGCCAAAUGUAACGCGGCUCUCGGACGAGUCCGUCAUGCUGCGCUGGCAUGUGGUACGCAACGAUGGCUUGCCCAUACAGUUCUUCAAGGUGCAAUAUCGUAUGCUCACGGAGAGCGGCAAGCGCAAGAGCUGGCAGACGACCAACGAAAACAUACCCUACGGAAGACAGCGUCACGAAUCGGGCGCGGGUGUGCGAAACUUUACGUCAUCUGUGACGGGCCUAAAGCCGAAUAGCAGCUAUCGUUUCCGCAUCAUGGCCGUUUACUCCAACAAUGACAACAAGGAGAGCAACACCUCCGGCAAGUUCUUUUUGCAGCGCGGCGCUGCACUGGCGCCGUUAGCCGUCCCGGAGCUGGUGGACAUUGAGGAGUACUCGCAAACGGCUGUGGUGCUUCACUGGCGUCUGUCCAGCGAUGCGGACGAGCAGCUGAUAUCCGGCUACUAUGCCUAUUAUCGGCCCUCAGCCUCCGCUGGCGAGUAUCUGAAGGCCACCAUCGAUGGCGCCAAGUCGCGCAGCUUUCAAAUCUCUGCCCUGGAGCCGGGCACCAUCUACGAAUUCAAACUGCAAUCCUUUAGCGCGGUGGCCGCCUCCGAGUUCAGUGCCUUGAAGCAGGGACGCACACAGCGGCCCAGGGCCAGUAGCACGCCGCAGCCGGUGCUGCAUGCCGUGGAUACGACCACGCCCAGCCAUAACGAGACGUUCAACAUGAAUCCAAUGCUCACGGGCACCAUUGGCGGCGGUGCCCUGCUGGUGCUGCUCGUGAUCAGCGCCUGUCUAUGCCUGUGCCGACGUCGUAGCUCGCGCGGCAACAAUCCGCAGCACAAGCCGCGUCUAGCGGAGCUGCGCGAGGACUUUGUGCCACUGAACACAUGCUCUCCCAACAAGCCACGCACACGACAUAUACACAUAACGCUGAACCCGCUGGCCCAACAGCAGCAGCAGCAGCAGCAGCAGCAGCUGCAGCAACAGCAGCACGACGAGAAGGAGGCACAGGACAACGAUAUGGGCUACUUUCAACGCCAGCCGGUUGUCUACGAUGCGGAAACGUUGGGCUUCAAUGGACUCGCACGCAUGUCGUCCUCCUCGCUACGACGCUCGCAGCGCACGCUGGAACGUGCCGCUGCCGGUGGCGGCUCCGGCGGCAACAAUAACAAUCUUAAUCAGCCCGGGGAUGGUUCGCUGGCCAACUCUGCGGACAGUCCUCGGCUGCAGGCAUCCAAUAAGCCGGGCCGUGUCAUUCUUAAGCGUGCCCGCUUGUCCAGCCGCUCGGAGAAUCUCUCAUCGGGCAGCCUAAACAGCGUGGGCGUCUAACUCGUGAUCUUUAGUCUAUAUUCACAUAUAUAUGUAUAUAUAUAUAUAUUUAUAUAUAUAUAUAUAUACCAUAUAUCUGUAUGUACGCUAUUCCUCUACCUCUACUUUUUAAACUUCAAAUGACAUCUACUUAAACAGUUUGUACUUGUGUAUACAAAUGCUUUAGCUCCUAAGUACUUAAUUAGUUUUCUACAAUUUAUUAUAUAUGUAUUACAUAUAUGGAGCGUGUUUAGCUCAAA
Molecule: messenger RNA, 3268 nt
Organism: Drosophila virilis
Lineage: Eukaryota; Metazoa; Arthropoda; Insecta; Diptera; Drosophilidae
Gene: ihog
Product: interference hedgehog
Biological process (GO): cell-cell adhesion
Cellular component (GO): plasma membrane
Molecular function (GO): protein binding
Source: RefSeq, a predicted model, not a curated record